AUGAAAACCUUCACCUCUCUCUUCGCACUCUUCCUGGCUCUCGGUGUGACACAAGCCGCCGAAUACGACCUCUGCCAUGUCACCGGAGUCGGGUACGGAACCUGCAUGCGCACUUCAAUGUGCACAAGUGGGGGUGGAGGAACCUACACCGGUUUCUGCCCCAACGACCCUGCCAACAUCAAGUGUUGCGUCAAGAAGUGCCCAGGACCCAUGAACGCCGGACGGUGUCGCCCCAUUAAUGCCUGUCCCAGCCACAAUUUCCUCAAAGGAUACUGCCCUGGACCCGAUAACGUGCUCUGUUGCUUGCCAUGA
Messenger RNA from Coprinopsis cinerea okayama7#130, 312 nucleotides. RefSeq lists its product as hypothetical. The record is from RefSeq and is a predicted model, not a curated record. The coding region runs from base 1 to 312 and encodes 103 amino acids. NCBI's taxonomy places the organism in Eukaryota, Fungi, Basidiomycota, Agaricomycetes, Agaricales, Psathyrellaceae. The transcript is spliced from 2 exons.